GUCUUUGCAUGAAUAGACAUUCUUCGUGUGUUUAUUCGAGUAUUUUUCUAUUACUAUUGCAUUUUAGGAGAAUCGCAAAAUAAAACUCAUCGUAAAAAAAUUAUAUUUGAAAAUGUGACUUAAAACCUAGUAACUUAAAUCCUUAAAAACUAUGCUUGAUGAUUUUAAAAUAUGAUUAGAAAUUCUAUAGUUUUCUAACUCUAUCGUGUUCGUGUGCCGCGAAUAUAUGAAAAUAUUUUAGUUUAAGAAAUAUACGAUAAGUAGAUUACGAUGGAACACAUAAAAGUGUGUAGGAUAUGCCUCGUAAUGGAUGUAAGCAUGCACAAUCUACAGGAUUAUCCUCUUGGAACCUAUUUUGAAAAUGUUACAGGAAUAAAUCUCUUUAAGAUAACAGAUCUGCCUCCAUUUGCUUGUUAUGAAUGUACAACACUUAUCAAGAAGUUCAAUAGUUUCCGAGAACGGUGUCUAAGAGGUCAGACUGCUCUCUAUGGGAUACUGCAAACAUCUGGAAAGAUAUCAACUGAAGAUGUAAAACAGAUAGACAGAGAUUAUUUCCAUUUGACAUCUAAUCUUGUAUUCUCUAGUACAAAAACAUGUGAAGACUUUUGCCUAAACUAUGAAGAUUCAAAGAAAAACAUUAAAAAUGAACCAUUUGAGCAAAUGGAUAAUAUUUUAGAAUAUAAUAUAGAAUUGGACAUAAACAGUAUAAAGCAGGAAAGUAAUUUUGAUGAUUUUGGAUCCUUGUCUAUGUCCAGCGAUGAUAAUGAACCGUUAUCUAUACAUAAAAAUGGAAAAGAAAAGAAAGGUAAAUUAGUUAAAAAGAAAACAAGAAAAAAAAGAAACAAUGGAGAAUGUUCUGAAAUGUCAGAGAAUAGUUUUGGAGAUUUUUUAAAUGAGACUGAAGAAAAGGAUUCAACUAUUGUACAAAGUCUCUUAGACACCAAACGUAAGAAGAGAGGAAGACCAAAGAAAAACACAAAGCCAGAAAACAAACUCAUAAAAUACACAGAUCACGAAGAAGAUUUAGACAUUGAGGAAUAUGUUACUGUAAUAACACUAUCGUUGGAGGAGCAAAUAGAAGAGGUAAAGCAGCGGAAGACAUCAAGCAACUAUUUGAAUUCCGCGUACAAAUGCGAUCUUUGUUACAAAGGUUUUAUACACACUGAUGCCUGGAACCACCACCUCAGGAAACAUGAUCCGAGUGCGGGGGACAUGGAAUGUUGUGUGUGCAAGUUCCGGUUCAAGACAAAACGUAUUUUAUUGAAACACACCUCCAACCAUGAGAAGAAAUACGCCUGCAAAGCCUGCUCAUACGUCUCUAGGACACCGACACAAGCGAGACAACACCAGCGCUGGCACAAGGGGGUUACCUACAAGUGUCAAUACUGCGAUGAAAUAUCCACUAAAUGGACGUCGUACUUGAGCCACGUGAGGAUAAAGCAUCCCUCGCAGCACAUCUGCGGGGUUUGCGGGUACUCCUUCGUCAGCUCUCUGGGGCUCGCCAUGCACCGCACCAUGAUGCACAAGGAUCUAGACUUGGCAAAAGAGAAGUCGGUGAAGGUGACUGGUGAUGAGGUCGAAGAGAAGAGUCGGUACUGCGCGGAGUGCGAGGUGCAGUUCAUGUCGGAGGAGGCGUGGAAGCGGCACCUGGUCACCUCUGUCAAACAUGUACCCUCAUACAUCUUCAAUAACGGAUGUCGUGUUUGCGGGGAAACAUUCAAUAAUCCUGAAGAGCUACGAAUUCACCAUAGACAAAAGCACGCGCGGAAGAGACCCACUAACUACGGGAAGAAGCCUCCCAAACAUGAUAAUAAGUGGCCUACUAACUGUGAACAUUGUUCUGAAGAGAUACCGAACGCCCGCGAGUACUGGGUCCACUUCCGGCGCGUUCACCCUGACAAGACCUACCCUAUUGCGAAGAACCACAUCUGUGACGUCUGCGGCAAAGGAUUUAGGGGUAACGCGUUCCUAGCAUACCACAAGCGCACGCAUAGCGAGGAGCGCGCAUUCAAAUGCCCGCAGUGUCCAAAGGCGUUCCACAACCGCAUCAAUCUGCAGAUGCAUGCGCGCACGCAUUCUGACGCGCGUCCUCAUCCCUGCACCCUCUGCUGUAAGGCCUUCAAGUGCAAGGCCGCGCUCGACAGGCAUACCAGGUGCCACACCGGUGUCAAACCAUACGAGUGCGGUAUCUGCGGCAAGGCGUUCGCGCAGUCCAAUAGCUGUAAGCUGCAUGUACGCACCGUACAUCUCAAGCAGCCCUCGCCUUAUCUCAGCCGCGCACGUCUCGAGCGCCGCGCUCGUAUCACCCCGCAUCAAGCCGCGAACCAGCCCGCGAACCAACCGCAUCAACCUCCGCUCUACUGACCACAUUCUACUUUUCUCCUUCAUACGUCCAUUGACUAUUAAGGAGUAUUUAUUAACAUUUUAUUUUAUUUAUCACACAUGCUUACCGAAAAAGGUGGUUUUCCUAAGGGAGAUAAUGUAUAAGAAGGGCAAUAUCUCUUCUAUGUAAAAAUAUCUAUUUUCUUUUGCAAAAAUGUUCUUUUACUUUUACAAAAAGUGUCAUUCUACUUAUAUCUCUUUUUUAAGGAUUAUUUUUAAGAUCAAAUUAAAGGAAUUAUUAAAAGCCGCAAUUUUUCAGUGACAAUGGAUUGUAAAUAUUG
Molecule: messenger RNA, 2663 nt
Organism: Papilio xuthus (Asian swallowtail)
Lineage: Eukaryota; Metazoa; Arthropoda; Insecta; Lepidoptera; Papilionidae
Product: zinc finger protein 709
Exons: 13
Coding region: 271-2364 (697 amino acids)
Cellular component (GO): nucleus
Molecular function (GO): zinc ion binding
Source: RefSeq, a predicted model, not a curated record